GUGUUUCCCUUAGUGGUGGACACCAGGAGUUGUGGGCUCCAGGUCUUAGCUCCUCAAGAAGAUCACGCACCUUAACUUUAAUUCUUUGGCUUUUACUUAUCUGCUCCUGUUUGUAAGGAUAGUAAGUAGUCCACCAGCCCUGACUGGGUGCGAGACAUCGGUUCCUAAUUUUUUUUGGGUUUCUGCUUUUUAUUAUGCUCAGUAUACUGCUGGGUGACUGCUCUUGAAAGGGAAGGGCAGGGUGCCAUAGUUAUUGUUAAACCCGACCAGUUUGGAGAUUUAGGUAUGAGAAGAAGAGAGAGUAAGGAAAAGUGGAAACGCGGGGGAAAAGCUUAGGAUGGUCUAGGAAGAGAACAAGUGCACUAUUGCAUAAGCAAUUACCAAAGGAAUCCAUAAAAAAAGCAAAAAACCUCUGUAUGCACAUGGUCUAUGGUGGAAUGUUAUGGGAUGAAGGCAAGAUGUGAGCCCCCCAGAAGAAGAAGGUUAUUUGGGUACGCACCCUACGACUAUACAGAAGAUGUGCAUGUUCACUUUUAAUAGUAUUGUGAACACAGAAAAUCCCGUCUGGAGAUUACAUGUCAAACCAUUAACAGCAAUGGAGGCACAGUCACUGCUAAGAGUCGGCACUCUCAGAGUCGGAGGCGGAGAAGGAUGACUUGUCCAAGUCCUGCUGAGAUUAACAAGGCUCUUGGGUGUGUCUCAUUGGAGCAACUUGGAAAGAGCUGCACUCUGGAAGAACUGAUGGAGAAAUGUAUACGGUCAUUUGAUGUAGAUGGAAAACUCUGGAGGAAUGAAGAAACCAUUCAUAUGAUCCUUGUCAUGCAUAGCUGGGUGGUGCCAUCUGUGGAAUUUGCACGGAAGCUUCUUCAACUUUACAGGGAAGCUACUCAAAACCAAAGAAGAAUGCAGAUCUGCCAUGUCCUCAGGUUCUGGGUGAAUCAAUAUCCCGAGGUGUUUCGGCUGGACAAUGAACUAGAAGAACUGAUGGGUGAUUUUUGGGAAGUGGUAAAGGAUAAGAGAAGACUGAGUGUUCACCGAAAUAGCAUUGACAGCUCAUGCUUUUCCGACCAAGAAAUGACAAAACCAUUUCCAGAGUCUCCGAGCUUCAAUAAGAAAAGGAAAGUUUCCCUUCUUCUUGAUCAUCUGGAGCCAUCAGAACUUGCAGAUCAUCUCAGCUACAUGGAAUUUAAAUGUGUCUGCAGGAUUACGCUUUUAGACUAUCAAAACUACAUUUUACAAAGUUCUCUAAGGGAAAUUCCUCGAUUAGAAAGAUCAGUCAACUUGUGCAACAGUAUUUCUCAAUGGGUUCAGCUCAUGAUCCUCAAGCGUCCUACCCCACAGCAGAGGGCAGAGGUGUUUACCAAGUUUAUUCAAGUGACACAGAAACUCCGCAAACUACAGAACUUCAAUACCCUCAUGGCAGUGAUAGGAGGAUUAUGUCACAGUGCUAUCUCCAGACUGAAAGAGACCCACAGUUACCUAUCCCACGAUGUAUUAAAAACCCUCAGUGGGAUGACGGAGCUCCUAUCCUCCAGCAGUAACUACAGUACAUAUCGAAGGGUAUAUAAUGAAUGUGGGGGGUUUAAGAUUCCCAUUCUUGGGGUGCAGCUUAAGGACUUGGUCUCACUUAAUGAAGCCCUGCCUGAUUACUUGGACAAUGGGAAAAUCAAUGUCAGCAAACUACAAAGUCUUUAUCAACAUAUCCUGGAAUUACAUCAGCUGCAGAAAGCCAGUCCGCCAUUCAAAGCCAACAAGGAUGUGAUAAUGUUGCUUACUACAUCCUUGGACACAUUUUAUACAGAAGAUGAGAUUUACUCCUUAUCCUACACCCGAGAGCCACGCAGCCCUAAAUUAAUGCCUAUCACUCCUACCAAGCCCCCAGAAGAGAUUGUAGACUGGACCCCAGUAGAGUCUUUACAACUGGACCCUGAAAGCCUCAGCCACAGUGUAGAUCAGAUGGUGAAGGCUGUUUUCCAGUCCUAUGAUCCAGAUCAACGAGGUUUUAUAUCCAGGGAAGACUUUGAAAAAGUGGUUUCCAGUCUGCCCUUCUCUUGUCACAUUCUGGAAAAAGACAGAGAAGGAGCAGUCGACCAUCACGAGAUAACUUCUUAUUUUAUGAAAGCCAGUCAAGUGUGCUCCAGACUAGGACUUCCUUUUUUGCAAAGUUUGGUAGAGAUACGUCUGAAGGAAACUCCACUGUGUACCAAUUGUAUUUGGAGUGUGGGUAAGCAAGGCUAUGUGUCUGCAGGACUGGACAAAGAUGGCAUAGAGAACUGGCCUACUAGCCAGAAAAGCGCAGAAAGAAAAGGUAGUGAACGUGAAAAAACUUACCAGGCAGAGGGGCUCCAGAGACCUGGGCGGCCCAUAGCAUUAGAUUCUUGUCAUACGAAAUGUCAGUAUGGAGACAGCUGUAAGACAUCGGAAACUUUACUGAAGAAGCUAAAAGACACAGAAGAGGAGAGGAGCAGGCUAUUGAUGGAGAACGCAAGACUGCACUCUACCAACUCGCAGCUGGCAGCAGACAAUGCCAACUUACACAGCCAGUUAAGUGUAUUGCAAGACAAGGUCCAAGCACUUAGUAAGGACUCCAAGAUGAAACCGGCUCUCACACAAAUCCUCGAGACCCUGAAGGCAUUAAGAAUACAGAGCGACACAAACCAUUGACUCCUAUCACAGUAAAGACUGAACUUAUCAAGACAAGAGUUUUCACUUGUACACUAUGAUACCACCUACGUAACCCCCCUCAAUGUCGUAUGGCGAAAUGAAUCCCUGAAAAUCAGGACUCCAGGAAAAAAAAAAAAAAAGAAUUUAAAUGACUAAUUUCUAAUUAUUUUUAUUGAAGGAUUUGGAAAACUUACUUUGAAUCCUCUAGACCCUAUUCAAGCCUGUCGUCUUUUAGCCAAAGGGAAAAAGCAGGUUCAAAGAAGAGUUGGAGGACCUUUCAAGUCCUUGUACUGGGUGGACGUCUCACUGAUUUCUAUAAGGACCGGGUAAUGCUAUUUUCACCUGUGGGGGCAUUAAAGACUUUCAAACUAGUUCUCCUACAGAUUACUGUGGAUUUCUGGGAAUGCCGCCAUCAGCUUAUUUUUAGGGGACCCAUUUAAUACGGUCAUAGGUUAGAAAGUGAUCUAAAGGGGUUGCCAACUUUAAAGGGCUACUCCGUCCCUAGACAUCUUAUCCCCUAUCUAAAAGAUAGAGGACAAGAUGUCUGAUCACGGGGGUCCCGCUGCUGGGACCCCCCGCAAUCUCUGUGCAGCACCCAGUGUUUGUUUAGAAUGCCCCUCGUGACGUCAAACCACACCCCCUCAAUGCAAGUCUAUGGGAGGGGGCGUGGCGGCAGAGCUCUGGGGCAGUGGAGUACCCCUUUAAUUUUUUUCUCUCAGACAUCAAUAACUAAAAAGGAGUGGAGUUCACAGUUCUGCAUUAACAAGUAUUCAUGUUGAAGAGAAGGGGAGAAGGAAAGGAGUAAUAAAGGACGUGAAACAUUUCUAGUAAUAUUAUUUUUGGGAAAAAUAUAUUACUGGAUUUAAAGGGCCACAAUGUACUUUAUAAAAAUGUUUACUCUGUAUGUGUAUAUAGUGUUACGGAAAUAAAUGUUAUUAUUGUCUCUUAAACAGUGGCAAUACGGUCAGUAAGUUUAAAAUCUAGAAUAUUCAUGUAUUUUUCUUUGCUGUUUUCACUUCUACAUGUCAUGGAGCAAAGAGACGCUCCAGUAUUACAGUGGCCCCCGAUUUAUCAAUCAGUUUGAGGACAGAAACGGUCUGGUUUUGUCCACAGCAACCAAUCACAGCUCAGCUUUCAUAUCUUAACAAGCUCUGGUAAAAAUAUAAGCCGAGCUGUGAAUAGUUGCUAUGGGAAAACCAGACAGGUCCUCAGAUAGAUUGGUAAAUCUGGGCCAGUAUGUCUACAAUGCUGUGUGCACUAUGGGGUCCAUAUUGAGUCCCUAUGGGUCCAUAUUGCAGCCUUGUAUGGACUGCCAUAUAGUGCAUAUGGGGAACACCAUAUUCCAUUAAAGAUGCAAGUGUUUUGUUACCCAUCAGGAGUUCUUGCACUACCAUGGUGAACCAGGACACUUUACUCCUGAUACAUGAGACUGAUGAUUUGUUUUGUGACAAGUUCCUGAAAAUUAUCAUGCAGCAUUUUCAUAGAUCAUCUUGC
Hyla sarda is the source of this 4158-nucleotide messenger RNA. RefSeq names its product RAS guanyl releasing protein 4 (gene RASGRP4). The coding region runs from base 652 to 2664 and encodes 670 amino acids. Gene Ontology annotation, cellular component: plasma membrane. The record is from RefSeq and is a predicted model, not a curated record. Gene Ontology annotation, biological process: Ras protein signal transduction; positive regulation of GTPase activity. The transcript has 16 exons. Lineage: Eukaryota; Metazoa; Chordata; Amphibia; Anura; Hylidae. Gene Ontology annotation, molecular function: calcium ion binding; guanyl-nucleotide exchange factor activity.